AUGGGCUGUGAUGCAAAUGCGCAUCACGUUGCAUGGGGGAGCAGCGACAACAAUACUAGGGGUGAGUCCUUAUUAGAAUUUGUAGUUAAAGAAAACCUAGAAAUAUUUAAUGUAGGGAAUGCCCCAACAUUUGUGACUAGGGUUAGAGAGGCGGUACUGGAUAUCACAUUCGGCAGUCCGAAUGUGGGGUUUCUUGUACGCGACUGGAAGGUAUCGGGGGAGGUUUCUAUGUCAGAUCAUAAAAUCAUCCGGUUUUGUCUGGGUGGGUUGAUGGAGAAGAAGUCUUCCUUCAGAAAUCCGAGGCGGACAAACUGGGAGGGAUACAGAAGGGACCUGAAGGCAAAACUGUCGGGUGCCUCGGUUAGAACUGUGGCCAGGCAUCCCCUGGUGUUGGAAAGGGCUGUGGAGGAGCGCGGGGGAAUUAUGGUCGAAGCUUUUGAGUCGAACUGCCCCAUUAGUGUGCCAAGGGAUUUCACAGAUACACCUUGGUGGGCCACGCGAUUAGAAAACCUGAGAGUUGGGGUUAGCAGGCUUUUCAAUAAAGCUAAGCGAGAGGGUACUUGGGAAGAGUAUAAGAUGAACCUGACAGCAAGGAAAUCCGCAGGGCCAAGCGCAGAAGCUUUAGAUCAUUCUGCGGGAGCAUUGCGGAGACGCCGGCGGCUGCGAGGCUGCACAGAGCCCUGGCUAGAGACAGGGUGCCAGUGA
This is a messenger RNA of Condylostylus longicornis, 705 nucleotides long. RefSeq lists its product as uncharacterized. Bases 1 to 705 code for a protein of 234 amino acids. The record is from RefSeq and is a predicted model, not a curated record. The transcript has a single exon. Gene Ontology annotation, molecular function: catalytic activity. NCBI's taxonomy places the organism in Eukaryota, Metazoa, Arthropoda, Insecta, Diptera, Dolichopodidae.